AUGGCGCCCGCAGCAUCCUCCGGCGGCAAGAAACAAAAAAAGAAGUGGUCCAAGGGAAAGGUCAAGGACAAGGCUAACCACGCCGUGGUCUUGGACAAAGCCACCUCUGACAAACUCAACAAGGACGUUCAAUCGUACCGUCUCAUUACCGUCGCCGUUCUUGUCGACAGAUUGAAGAUCAACGGCUCACUAGCACGGAAAGCCCUCGCCGAUCUUGAAGAGCGGGGAGUCAUUCGUAAAGUCGUCGGACACUCCAAGGGCAGUAUCUAUACGAGAGCGGCUGCUGGUGGCGACUAG
Rhinocladiella mackenziei CBS 650.93 is the source of this 297-nucleotide messenger RNA. RefSeq names its product 40S ribosomal protein S25. The transcript has 3 exons. Lineage: Eukaryota; Fungi; Ascomycota; Eurotiomycetes; Chaetothyriales; Herpotrichiellaceae. The record is from RefSeq and is a predicted model, not a curated record. Gene Ontology annotation, molecular function: structural constituent of ribosome. Gene Ontology annotation, cellular component: cytosolic small ribosomal subunit. Bases 1 to 297 code for a protein of 98 amino acids.